AUGGGUAUUAAAAUCAGUGGGAAAUUCUCUGACAAACUGGCCGGUCAGCUGAUCAAAGCCGUCGAUGACGGUCAGAAGCUGGAGAUUAAUGACCCCGAAGAGGUUGGACAAUAUGUUUUCACCGUCUUGGCUGGGGCUUGUGGUCUCGUUCCUGGUAUUGGGACUGGCCUCAGCGCAUUUGUCUCUUUAAUGUGCGGUUUCCUUGUUCAACCCAAUUCGAUUGACAAGAUCUGGGCAAAGCUUCGUGACCGCAUCGAGGCACUCGUUGAUGCCAAGAUCACUGCAGCUCAAAUGGAGAUUCUGAAACAAAUUCUAAAAAACUACGAGGAGGAGUCGGCGGAGGAAAAGAAAAAAGCACGAGACACGCUAAAAAUCACUCACAUUGCUUUUUUGAACCUAACAACGGCUGCUAUUCCUGGGUUCCGGAUCGAGACCUAUGCAGUGGUUUCUCUUCCCUUGUUUGCUCUUGCAGCUAACAUCCACCUCGCGCUAUUAGUCGAUGGCAUCAAGUAUGGCAAAGACUGGGGCUACUCCGUCAAAAACAUUGAGACCUUGCGUGCUGAGUUUGACCAUAAAACGGCGCCCAAGAUUGGCAUUCCGCCGGUAAAACACAUCGCUUCAGAACAGAGCCAUUUGCUCAAAGAGGCCAUUGCCACAGCCACCGACUUGGAUAUACCGACCAAGAUAGUCGAUACUUGGAAAACUGCAUAUGCUGACCUUGUUGCUACUACGUCGGGAUCCACUGGGGAUGAGGGCAACUAUGAUGAGCUCGACUAUGUAACCUACGUCAACAGGAUCUAUCAGAAAGGUCGCGGACAAGUCAAGAUUCAGGAUCCACCAGUCACUGAUCGCGAAAACCCAGGAGCUGGUGAUGCAGCCAAGCUCAGAGCAUACGCAGACUACGACUCUGGCAUGAUCAUGAACGUACUCAACUAUGCCGAGUUUUGGCCGUACCUGGCAGAAGGCAAGAUACCCGAGUCUGUUUUGAAAACCUUGGACCGUGAGAUAUUCUUUGGUCCGUUUGGCCGCUACACAACCUAUGCUACAUGGAGCGACACGAUUGGACCCUCUAUCACUGACCGGGGUCCUCCCAUCACUUCAGUAUACGUGAGGGGAUAUAAUGAUAUUGACGGGUUGAAGAUAAAGUACGGACAGAAUUGGGGUCCUGAAUUUGGAUCGAUGAAUGAUGGCGAGGCUCAACAGCUUGACCUCGCAGAGGACGAAUACUUCUAUUUUAUUAGUGUUUGGUAUGGUCAAAAGCUCGGAGGUGUGAAGUUUUGGAACAAUAAGGAUAAGGGUUUAGUAAGCGGCAAGUCAAUGAAUGGGUCGCACUAUGGACGUGCUGCACCGCCGGGCUAUAGGUUGACAAGCGCCUACAUUACCAAGUGGGAAAGGUCAACUCCACCGGGUUGCGAAGGUCUUAUAUUGGGCUUCAGACCAUCUAUGAUUGAGUGGAAACCUGACGACAAAUCUGGAGGAAAGGAUGCAUAG
Messenger RNA from Fusarium venenatum, 1491 nucleotides. NCBI's taxonomy places the organism in Eukaryota, Fungi, Ascomycota, Sordariomycetes, Hypocreales, Nectriaceae. The record is from RefSeq and is a predicted model, not a curated record.